Molecule: messenger RNA, 2548 nt
Organism: Dipodomys ordii (Ord's kangaroo rat)
Lineage: Eukaryota; Metazoa; Chordata; Mammalia; Rodentia; Heteromyidae
Gene: Slc17a5
Product: solute carrier family 17 (acidic sugar transporter), member 5
Exons: 11
Coding region: 1-1293 (430 amino acids)
Biological process (GO): transmembrane transport; monoatomic anion transport
Molecular function (GO): transmembrane transporter activity
Source: RefSeq, a predicted model, not a curated record
AUGGGCCCUUGGCGCGGGGUCGGGCGGCGAACGAGGAGGACGAGGAGAGCUCAGAUAGCACGCCUCUCCUGCAGGCUCCCGGACAGGCCGAAGCCGGGUAAAAAGUAUCACUGGGAUGCAGAAACUCAAGGAUGGAUUCUCGGCUCCUUUUUUUAUGGCUACAUCAUCACACAGAUUCCUGGAGGAUACGCUGCCAGCAGAGUAGGCGGGAAACUGCUGCUGGGAUUUGGGAUCCUGGGCACUGCCAUCUUCACCCUGUUCACUCCCCUAGCUGCAGACUUAGGAGUUCUAGCCCUGGUUGUGCUGAGAGCACUAGAAGGCCUGGGAGAGGGCGUUACAUUUCCAGCCAUGCAUGCCAUGUGGUCCUCUUGGGCUCCGCCUCUUGAAAGAAGCAAGCUUCUUAGCAUUUCAUAUGCCGGAGCGCAGCUUGGAACAGUAGUUUCACUUCCUCUUUCUGGACUAAUUUGCUACUAUAUGAAUUGGACUUAUGUAUUCUACUUUUUUGGUUUGGUUGGAAUAGUUUGGUUUAUUUUAUGGAUCUGGUUAGUUAGUGAUACACCAGAAACUCACAAGACAAUCUCCCCUUCUGAAAAAGAGUAUAUUCUUUCAUCAUUAAGAACUCAGCUUUCUUUCCAGAAGUCAGUACCAUGGAUAUCUAUCUUAAAAUCACUGCCACUUUGGGCCAUUGUUGUUGCACACUUUUCUUACAACUGGACUUUCUAUACUUUACUGACAUUAUUGCCUACUUACAUGAAGGAUAUCCUCAGAUUUAAUGUUCAAGAGAAUGGUGUUUUAUCUGCACUGCCUUAUUUUGGCUGUUGGUUAUGUAUGAUCCUGUCUGGUCAAGCUGCUGACAACUUAAGGGUCAAAUGGGAUUUUUCCGCUUUAAAUGUUCGAAGAAUUUUUACCUUUAUAGGCAUGAUUGGACCUGCCAUAUUCCUGGUUGCCGCUGGGUUUAUAGGCUGUGAUUAUUCCUUGGCUGUUGCAUUCCUCACUAUAUCAACUACACUUGGAGGCUUUUGUUCUUCAGGGUUCAGCAUCAACCACCUGGAUAUUGCUCCUUCGUACGCUGGGGUGCUGCUGGGCAUCACCAACACCUUCGCCACCAUCCCAGGCAUGGUCGGGCCUCUCAUCGCUACAAGUCUGACCACACACAACACGGUUACCGAAUGGCAAAUCGUCUUCUAUAUCGCUGCUAUUAUUAAUGUAUUCGGUGCCAUUUUCUUUAUGGUAUUCGCCAAAGGUGAAGUGCAGAGCUGGGCUCUCAGUGAUCAGCAUGGACACAGAAACUGACGAAGCCAAUAAAGAAUCCUGUCUCCAGUGAUGUAUUUGUUUAUCAUGUAACCUGAAAGUGCCUUUGAGAUUUUAAUGUGUAAGCAUUCUAUAUACAAAAAAAAAAGUGUACUUGUGAUAGUUUUUUUAAGGUUUGUAAUCAGGAAGUGUCACUAGAUGCCAGAUGAGUAAAAUGAGCAAUUUUUAAUUAAUAAUAAUAUAUAAGCUGAACCUCUUACUUCAAGUUCACAAACGUAGCUCCAAGUCAAGGAGCAGGAAGUAGCGGCAACACUUAAGGGAGUGAGCUGAAAUGGCUCACUUGGCUUAAAUGAUCUAGAUUCUAACUCUUAGAUCUUAGAGCAAACCCACUCUUGUUCACUUUUCUCAUAAAAAUGAUGUAUCCCUGACAAACGUGAGCUGCCAGCCACCGUCUAAAGAGGCCUGGUAGAGACUAAGGGCCACCUGCCCAGGCGGCCGCCAGCCUCAGCGCCACCGCCCAGGGCUUAGCAGGGGCCGCAUAUAUGCUCACGCCUGCGCCAGAACUUUGGAUGGCAUUUUCCCUGGGGGCUCCUCAUGUGUGUGAAGCUCAGAGCAGACAGAAGCCAGCCAGCCCAGCCAUAGACUGCAGGGAUCCCUCGCUGCCCUCCCCAGGAAAGGGGGAAACCGUGCCACCAGACUGCAGCUGCUUCCCCUGCAUCAGAAUACAAGCUCCCAAAUCCCAGCGGGUUCUGAGAUAAUGAAGAAGGAAACAAAAUAGCUCAUUCUUUUUUCUUCAGCUUGCCUUCAUGUAAGACGCAGUGACUUUGAGGGCUGCGGGUAGAGCCCAGAGGCCCUGGGUGCAAUCAGUCCCCAGCUGCAAGUGAGAGACUCAGAAUGGCCUCCAGGCCUACGGUGAGGGUAACCACCUUUACUUCUGGGUCCUUAACUUGUAUUUUUCCACUUCCCUUUCCUGACCCAUCUCUUGGUGGUGAUUAAGGCAGUGGGGUAUAGAUCUGGUAUAACUCCUGUCUUAUCAUGCACAAGGCCCUGGGUUCAAUCCCCAGCACUCCAAAACAAAAAACAAAACAGACAAAGAGAGAAGAAAGUAGAUCAAACUUGAUUUAUGUUUUAUUUGUUCAACACUACCUGUAAUGUCUCAACUGAAAUCUGUUUAAUGUAACAUGAUGUGAAUACAUUUACGUAAAUUUAUUUUUAAAUUUGUAAAUAUAAAUUACAUUGCUAUGGUGAUAUUUCUUUUAUAAAUCAUCGAAAUAAACCUUUUGGGUUGAUCUUUGGA